Molecule: messenger RNA, 1341 nt
Organism: Fragaria vesca subsp. vesca
Lineage: Eukaryota; Viridiplantae; Streptophyta; Magnoliopsida; Rosales; Rosaceae
Product: E3 ubiquitin-protein ligase SINAT3-like
Exons: 3
Coding region: 241-1185 (314 amino acids)
Biological process (GO): multicellular organism development; ubiquitin-dependent protein catabolic process
Cellular component (GO): cytoplasm
Molecular function (GO): protein binding; ubiquitin protein ligase activity; zinc ion binding
Source: RefSeq, a predicted model, not a curated record
AAAAAACCUUUUUCAUUUCUUCUUCUUCCUCAGUAGACACAUUGCAAUCGAAAUUUUUCCCUCUUUUUUUUCACCAAUUGUUUCAUUCAAUCAAUUUUCUGAAGAACCCAGAACCGAAAUUUUGGAUCUUUAUUACUGGGGACAAUCAUAUUGGUCACAUUUUCCCAAAGUUUUCAACUUUUUUUUGGGUUUUGAUUUCAAAUUUUGGUUUGGGGGGUUUUGGUUUUCCCCUGUAUCAAAAUGGACCCAGAAAACAUGGAGAUUGUUCCGCCGUCGGAUUUGAUGGACGAAGAUGAGAUCCACGGCCGGCCUCGCCAGUUAUUUACAGUUCCAAAGCCUCGCAACAAUGGGAAUAACAAUCCGGGAACGACUAGUGUUCAUGAGCUUCUUGAAUGCCCUGUUUGCACAAAUUCAAUGUACCCUCCAAUCCAUCAGUGCCACAACGGGCAUACCCUUUGCUCUACCUGUAAAACAAGAGUGCACAAUCGGUGCCCAACUUGUAGACAGGAACUUGGUGACAUAAGGUGUCUAGCAUUGGAGAAGGUAGCUGAAUCACUUGAACUGCCUUGCAAGUACUGCUCUCUUGGGUGCCCUGAGAUAUUCCCGUAUUAUAGUAAACUGAAACAUGAGGCUGUAUGCAACUUCAGACCAUACAACUGUCCUUAUGCUGGAUCAGACUGCUCUGUUGUUGGGGAUAUUCCAUUCCUUGUUGCUCAUCUACGGGAUGACCACAAGGUGGACAUGCAUUCUGGAUGUACUUUUAACCAUCGUUACGUCAAGUCUAAUCCCCGCGAAGUAGAAAAUGCCACAUGGAUGCUAACUGUUUUCCACUGCUUUGGUCAGUACUUCUGUCUCCAUUUUGAAGCCUUCCAGCUUGGUAUGGCUCCUGUUUAUAUGGCAUUCCUCCGUUUCAUGGGGGAUGAAACAGAAGCUCGGAACUACACAUACAGCCUUGAGGUUGGAGGAAAUGGCCGAAAGAUCAUAUGGGAAGGAAACCCAAGAAGCAUAAGGGAUAGCCACAAGAAGGUUAGAGACAGCCAUGAUGGCCUCAUAAUACAGCGCAACAUGGCACUUUUCUUCUCUGGUGGGGAUAGGAAAGAGCUGAAGCUGCGAGUUACAGGACGAAUAUGGAAAGAACAGCAGAACCCAGAAGGUGGUGCGUGCAUCAUACCUCUCUGUAGUUAGCAUGUCGAUUAUCCUUUCACUCAUGUGUGCUAAAACAUUAUCUUAAUGUUAUUAGUGAAUGUAGAUGCUAAAGGAUUCUGUCUCUAUGGAGUUUAAUUGCUGGGGGCGUCACUAUUCAAAUGCAGUAUAUUAAAACUUCCAGAUUCCUCUUAGCUG